Messenger RNA from Pestalotiopsis fici W106-1, 411 nucleotides. RefSeq lists its product as uncharacterized. The transcript is spliced from 2 exons. Bases 1 to 411 code for a protein of 136 amino acids. Gene Ontology annotation, molecular function: structural constituent of ribosome; RNA binding. Gene Ontology annotation, biological process: translation. The record is from RefSeq and is a predicted model, not a curated record. Lineage: Eukaryota; Fungi; Ascomycota; Sordariomycetes; Amphisphaeriales; Sporocadaceae. Gene Ontology annotation, cellular component: cytosolic large ribosomal subunit; ribosome.
AUGCACUCGAGAUCUCGUGCUCGUGAGCUCAACCUCGCCCGCCGUGACGGUCGCCACCGAGGCUUCGGUAAGCGCAAGGGUACCGCCGAUGCUCGUAUGCCCGAGCAGGUCCUCUGGAUGCGCCGCCUCCGUGUCCUCCGCCGCCUCCUCGUCAAGUACCGUGCCUCUGGCAAGAUCGACAAGCACCUCUACCACGAGCUGUACCACUCCAGCAAGGGUAACGCCUUCAAGCACAAGAGAGCUCUCGUUGAGCACAUCCACCGUGCCAAGGCUGAGAAGGCCCGUGAGCGUGCCCUGAAGGAGGAGAUGGACGCCAAGCGUGCCAAGACCAAGGCUGCCCGUGAGCGCAAGCAGGAGAGAGUUGCCGCCAAGCGGGAAGCUCUGAUGGGUGGUGCCGAGGAGGAGAAGUAA